AUGGUUCAAAAGUCAAGUAACCGUUCCAACAUCGAUCAACAACCUCGUCAAGAUUCUGAUGCAGGCAUCGAGCAAUGGGGACAAUGGUGGGGCCGAAAGCAUUAUUCUCUUGAAGUAGUACAACACCCUAUGCGUGCCCGUAUGUGCGGUUUUGGUGAUAAAGAUCGCAGACCACUCGCACCUGCAGCAGUCGCAAAGAUGGUUGUCCGAAGAGAAGAUAACUCUAUCGUAGAUGUAGAGGACAUUGACUGUUCUUUUUUUCUUGUAACGGUCGACCUUUGGUCGGCUGACGGUAAACGGGAGAUGAAUCUUGUGUUGCAUCCCUCGUCAUCUGCGGACCGGUACGUCGCAACGAACGCUCAAAAAUCCAGAAAGCCUCGGAGUGCCAAUCCUCCAUCAUCUCCCCACGAUGAACAACAUAGCCCCACGUCGUCUCAUUCCACGCCGAAUUCUGCUCACCAACAUCCACGCCUACCAUCCACUAUGACCCCGAUGGUUCCCGCUCCGCCGUCAGGAUUCGUAAAUCAAACCUACCCUUAUCCCCAGCAAGCACAGAUGCCAGAUAACAUAACAUAUGAUGACCAAGAUUCCUACAGCUCGCCAUCCGAAUCUAACAGCACAUGGGGAUAUGCUCCAUCAGGAACUCCCCUCGAUCGCUCACACAAUUUCAACCACCCUCAUCCAUCUUUGUCGUCGUACAACCGCAACGGCAUACGCAACGGCAUACCCGCGGCUGCACCGGGAGAAACGUGGCAAGCCCAGCCAUCGUAUCGUACGGAUUCCGAUCAGUCGGCCAACUAUCGCAAUUGGCCAGCUGCGGAACCAUCUUAUCCAGUAGUAGUCAAUCCACAGACGGGCGUGUAUGCUCAAGAAGUGGACCCAUCGAUGAGACAUCCCGAACAUGCAACUCAGCAAUCUGAGGCAAGUAGUUGGCCCCAACAAGUCGCAGGUGACCCGUCGCCACGAUUUGUCCAGGAACCUUUUCAAGGCGCAGGGAAUAGCUACGAUCAUCCCCAGGCUUAUGGUGCACCAUCACAGCCACCGUAUUACCAGGGCACAUAUGCUCAGAGUUCCUCAUCUUCCCCGUCAGCCUCACAUGCUCCGUUACCCCGACAUUCAUACACACGGACUUUGGUGGGACCUCUUUCAUCCAAUGCAUGCCGGCUGCUCGAUGAGCAUCGGCAAUCUGGAAUUUUCUUCCUCUUCCAAGAUCUAUCUGUUCGGACGGAAGGAACCUUCCGGCUGCGUUUACGUCUAAUGAACGUUGGCGAACUGCCAGCACCGGAAGCGGGUGCAAUCCGAGUUCAUAAUCAUGUUUCUCCGGUCCUUGCGCAAACAUUCACCGAACCCUUCGUCGUUUUCUCAGCUAAGCGCUUCCCAGGAGUGCCCGAUACGACCGCGCUGUCGAUUGCUUUUGGUAAUCAAGGCCAGAAGCUACCGUUGGUAAGAUCCUUCCAUGCUCCGUCUGGGCCGGGGACUAAGGAACUCGCCAUCAUUGCAGCGAAAUCGCCACGGAACCAAUAA
Suillus subaureus is the source of this 1524-nucleotide messenger RNA. RefSeq names its product velvet factor-domain-containing protein. NCBI's taxonomy places the organism in Eukaryota, Fungi, Basidiomycota, Agaricomycetes, Boletales, Suillaceae. Bases 1 to 1524 code for a protein of 507 amino acids. The transcript is spliced from 8 exons. The record is from RefSeq and is a predicted model, not a curated record.